CCCGCGCCAGACCAGUUGCGGUAAUACGAGAUACGAACUCGAGAAAAUGGAUACGAACAGGUAAACAACGAAUACGAAGCCGUUCGAAUAUAUAAAUUGCCCAACUACUCACCAUGACCUUCUUUCAUCAACUUCCUCAACCUCGGCUUCUCUGAUCCGAUAUGACAGCUUCAACUCUUCUUACAAGAGACUACGAGUCAUACCAUUUCUACAAGUAUGAUCCCUCUCUCGCCGCCGCAAUCAUCUUUACAAUCUUCUUCAUCCCCACAACCGCAUACCACACCUGGCAACUCCACCAAACUCGACGUCUUGGGCCUCGCGCCUGGUAUCUCCUCCCUCUCGUCGUUGGUGCAUUUUUCGAGGUAAUCGGAUAUGCCGCCCGCUCCUCCUCCACUCAGAAACCAUAUGGUACAGGCGCGAUGAUGCCGUAUAUCAUUCAGUCGUUAUUCAUCUUACUCGCGCCUUCGCUGUUCGCCGCGACGAUCUACAUGUUACUCGGACGUCUCAUCAUUGCGCUCAAGGCACAGAAGUUGAGCUUGGUCCCAGUGAGAUGGUUAACCAAGAUCUUUGUCGUUGGUGAUGUGAUUUCAUUCUUGAUGCAAGGUGGUGGAGGGGGUAUCCAGGCUCAAGCUAGGACGGAUCCCGAUAACUACGACCGUGGUGCAAAGAUCAUUCUUGGAGGGUUGUUCGUGCAGCUUAUUUUCUUUGGACUUUUCGUCGUCGUUACUGGACUCUUUCACCAUCGACUCAACAAACAAGCCUACGCCCCCGCUCCUGCCCGCAAACUUCUUUGCUCUCUCUACCUCACCUCGGGUCUCAUCCUCAUCCGAUCCAUCUUCAGGAUCGCGGAGUAUGCACAGGGCAGCGACGGCUACCUCAUUUCUCACGAGGUGUUCUUGUAUCUCUUUGAUGGAUUGUGCAUGUUUGGAGUUCUGGUUUCGUUUAAUUGGUUGCAUCCCACGAGUAUGUUUCGGGAUCUUGCGGAUGGGAAUGGAGUAGGUACUUUGGAGAUGGUGGGGAGUGAGAGUGCGUUGACUUAUAAGAAGGAUGCCAGUCAACACAUACUAGUGAUACCUUACGUACCUUAG
Messenger RNA from Saitoella complicata NRRL Y-17804, 1088 nucleotides. Its product is annotated as RTA1-domain-containing protein. The transcript has 2 exons. Lineage: Eukaryota; Fungi; Ascomycota; Saitoellomycetes; Saitoellales; Saitoellaceae. Gene Ontology annotation, cellular component: membrane. The coding region runs from base 162 to 1088 and encodes 308 amino acids. The record is from RefSeq and is a predicted model, not a curated record.